Molecule: messenger RNA, 960 nt
Organism: Phaeodactylum tricornutum CCAP 1055/1
Lineage: Eukaryota; Bacillariophyta; Bacillariophyceae; Surirellales; Neidiaceae
Exons: 2
Coding region: 1-960 (319 amino acids)
Biological process (GO): DNA-templated transcription
Cellular component (GO): RNA polymerase I complex; RNA polymerase III complex
Molecular function (GO): protein dimerization activity
Source: RefSeq, a predicted model, not a curated record
AUGCGCAUACUGGAACGUCCAUCCGAGCACGAACUGGUCUUGGAAUUUCUCCACGUUGACACGUCUUUCGUCAACGCGUUGCGGCGAAUCCUUUUGGCUGAAGUACCGACGGUGGCGUUGGAAAACAUUUACAUGUGGGAAAACUCUAGCCUAAUACACGACGAAGUGUUGUCGCACCGGCUGGGACUGAUUCCCUUGAAGAUUGACGCUCGCUUAUUGGACGAACAAGACGACGACGAUCCCAGUCCGACCGAUCGCAACACGGUCGUUUUUCGCUUGGGAGUCUCGUGCGGCUCAGAUCCCAACAAGGGCAAAGCCAAGCACAAAGCCGAUUCUCACGAGAAUGCCAAUGACGCUGCGGAAGCGGAUCAGGAUGAGCGACCCUACACCAAACAUGUUUAUUCCAAAGACCUAGUAUGGGUCCCGCAAGGCGAUCAGGAAGAACGAUUGCAGGACAUUUGUGCCAUGCACGACGAUAUCUUGAUUGCCAAACUCCGACCGGGACAAUCAAUUGAAUUGGAAGUCCACGGCCGGGUAGGGGUGGGCAAGGACCACGCAAAAUUCUCUCCCGUCGCCACAGCGUCCUACCGUCUCAUGCCGCACAUUGAACUGUUGCGGGACGUCUACGAUGAGGUGGCAGACGAACUCGUGCACGUUUACGAGCCCGGCGUCUUUGAAAUCGUACCGACCGACGCAACGGAUCCGGCAGGAACGUCCCGCAAAGCUCGUGUGUGCAAUCCCUAUGCUUGCACCAUGAGUCGCAACUAUAUGCGACACACCGAACUCGCUCAAGCCGUACGGAUGAGCCGCAUCCCGGAUCACUUUAUUUUCUCCGUCGAAAGUGUCGGCAUGUACGCACCCGGGGUGCUAGUGGCCGAAGCCUUGCGCAUUCUGCAACGCAAGUGUAGAAAAGUCAUGGAUUAUGCGGACGAAGCAAACCUGAAACAGGAUCAUGUGUAA